AUGCAGGAAGAAGCGAAUGAAAUUCUAACCGAGAAAGACAAUUUCAUCUCGCAAUAUGCAUCCAAUAGCGAAGAAUGCGGAGUUCACUUUCCGAUAUUAAUACAGAAAUUAUUAGACCUCGGAUUGACGGAAGCUAUCGGUCAAUUUCUAGUCGGAGAUGACUAUCAGGAGCUGUUGGUUGAAUGUGGCUGGGAUCUAAUUAUAGUUGGUUUGUCAAAUAUAACUCAAAGCACUACUCAAUGUAGCCAUGAGAGUCUGAAGAUGCGAUCUAUUCUACUGCAUAAAGUUAUCGAGGUAAAUAGCCCGAAAGAAUCGUAUUUAGCAUUACUGGAAAGGUUGGAGAGUGAUCUACAGCCACAUCCAUAUAAACUUAUUUUAAUUGUCAAGCUUUUAUCCAAAGUUUUACGUAAAAUGAAGGAUAAAUGUUCAAAGUUCUAUCGAGCUGCUAAUAAUCAGCUGAUCACAUCAUUUAAAGCAAUAGAUAAGCAGCAUUUCGAAAAUUCUAAUGAAAUGGUAUCGAUUGGUGCGUCCUUGGUAUCUGAUAUGCAAGAUUUCGACAGUGUAGCUAGUAGUUUACAGCCUGUAGAUGAUAUGACCAAAACUUCUCUAUUAUUCGACAUUACUAAUGAGUUAAUAAAUUACACAUUACCCGGGGAACAAUCAUUAGCUCAAGAUGUUACUGAUGUUGUAAGUUAA
This is a messenger RNA of Trichoplax adhaerens, 696 nucleotides long. RefSeq lists its product as uncharacterized. The transcript is spliced from 5 exons. Lineage: Eukaryota; Metazoa; Placozoa; Uniplacotomia; Trichoplacea; Trichoplacidae. The record is from RefSeq and is a predicted model, not a curated record. The coding region runs from base 1 to 696 and encodes 231 amino acids.